Lacerta agilis (Sand lizard) is the source of this 1598-nucleotide messenger RNA. RefSeq names its product protein tyrosine phosphatase non-receptor type 20 (gene PTPN20). Gene Ontology annotation, molecular function: protein tyrosine phosphatase activity. Lineage: Eukaryota; Metazoa; Chordata; Lepidosauria; Squamata; Lacertidae. Bases 165 to 1373 code for a protein of 402 amino acids. Gene Ontology annotation, biological process: protein dephosphorylation. The transcript is spliced from 10 exons. The record is from RefSeq and is a predicted model, not a curated record.
UUCCUGCUUUGGGGCGAAGAGAGUUUCCCACCUCAGCGCAGCACGCCUGAUUCUGCGGCACAUGAGUUUGGUGAAAUGAAACAAGCCCACAACUCUUGCUCUUUGCCUCGGUGGUGGUGGUGAUAACAUGCUGCAUGUAGCCCAGAGAUAUAACAUUUCCAGAAAUGCUGCGGCCAUGGAACCUUUUCCACAAAAAGAAAAACAAAAAGGGAAGCAGGGCUACAGAUGCUAAGUGCAGCCCUCCUCUCAAAAGAAAGGAUGAACCCGGGAAAUCGGAGGUUAUUUCAGGCACAUCUGAAUUCAUCACCACACAUAAAAUACAGCACAGCCUGCAGAAAGACAAGCUUGAAACACAGAAAAUGGAAACAACAGAAUCAGAGGGAUAUGCGAGUGAAGAUGAAGGCGUAGCCAAGAGACUGUCUACCCUGCCCAGAGGGGCGUCACUUGUCAGUGAUGAAGAGUUGGCUGAAAUGUCACAGAUCAAGAUAUUGCAACGGAGAAGCGGUUCAAACUGUAACACUGAAAAUCUAAUCCAGAAGCUUCAAAAGCAGAUCGAAGAGGAAGAGAUUCUGAAGGAAUAUGUGAGCUUAGAGCACAUGAAGCCAACCGAUGACUGCCAGAUUGCUGCAGCAGCAGAAAACCGGGAAAAGAACAGAUACCGAGAUAUCCUCCCAUACGACAAAACGCGGGUUCCCCUCGGAGAGGUCGAAGGCUACAUCAAUGCCAGCUACAUCCGCGUGCCAGUGGGCAAGGAAGAGUUUUUCUACAUCUCCACCCAGGGGCCUCUGCCUUCCACCGUGAACGACUUCUGGCAAAUGGUCUGGGAAAACCAAUCCAAUGUCAUUGCCAUGAUAACAAGAGAAACGGAGCGAGGAACAUCCAAAUGCCACCGCUACUGGCCUGAACCCCCGCAGGACACUCUACUGGAUUUGAGUCAGUUCCAACUGCGAAUGAGUAACUACCAGAUCCUAGAUUGCUUCAUCAUUAGAGUGAUAGAAGUUACAAAGAAACAGACCCUUGAGAUGCGCUCCGUACAUCACCUCCAGUUUACAUCCUGGCCAGACCACGGCACUCCCACGUCAUCAAAAGAUCUUGUCAAAUUUGUCCGAUACAUGAGAAAAAUCCACCAGUCAGGCCCCAUCAUCGCUCACUGCAGUGCCGGGAUUGGAAGGAGCGGAGUGCUGCUUUGUGUGGAUAUUCUGUUGAGCUACAUCGAAAAAGAUAUGCCUUUUGACAUCAAGCAGAUAGUAACGAAUUUGCGGCAACAGCGCUGUGGCAUGAUUCAAACCAAGGAGCAGUAUAUGUUUUGCUACGAACUAGCUCUUGAAGUUUUGAAGAACAUCCAGAGCACGAAUUCCUAUGCAGCGCAGUAAGCAAAGCCACGUUGCCAGCACCUGUCUCAGAUCCGCCUUGUUGCUUGAAACUCUUUCCAUCGAGAUGGCCAUGAGAGGUGCUGCUGUACAAGUGGGGGAUUUUUUUUUUUCCUGUUUCAGUGCUUGACAAACAUGGAUUUCUAAAGCUUUAUGCAGGCAAAGUUGACACAGUGGGUGUAGACAAAUGUCUGGUAACUAGCCAUAAAAAAUCUGCUUGCAACUGAA